Molecule: messenger RNA, 453 nt
Organism: Onychomys torridus (southern grasshopper mouse)
Lineage: Eukaryota; Metazoa; Chordata; Mammalia; Rodentia; Cricetidae
Product: lysozyme-like protein 1
Exons: 4
Coding region: 7-453 (148 amino acids)
Molecular function (GO): lysozyme activity
Source: RefSeq, a predicted model, not a curated record
UUGGGGAUGAAGACUGCCGGUAUCUUGGCCCUGAUUAUUAGCCUCAGCAUAGUUGCAGAAUCUAAACUCUACACUCGAUGUAAACUGGCAAAAAUAUUUGUGAAGGCUGGCCUGGACAAUUACGGGGGAUUUAGCCUUGGAAACUGGAUCUGCAUGGCAUACUAUGAGAGCCGUUACAACACCUCAGUCCAGACUCUCCUGGAUGACGGAACCGUUGACUAUGGCAUUUUUCAGAUAAACAGUUAUACGUGGUGCAGAAGUGAGAGAUUACGGCAGAAGAAUCACUGCCACGUUGCUUGCUCAGCCUUGAUCACCGAUGACCUCACAGAUGCCAUUCUCUGUGCCAAGAAAAUUGUUAAAGAGACACAAGGGAUGAACUAUUGGCAGGGUUGGAAGAAACACUGUGAGGGCAAGGACUUGUCUGAGUGGAAGAAAGGCUGCGAGGUCUCCUGA